This is a messenger RNA of Egretta garzetta (little egret), 2384 nucleotides long. RefSeq names its product dehydrogenase/reductase 9 (gene DHRS9). NCBI's taxonomy places the organism in Eukaryota, Metazoa, Chordata, Aves, Pelecaniformes, Ardeidae. The transcript is spliced from 6 exons. Bases 164 to 1132 code for a protein of 322 amino acids. The record is from RefSeq and is a predicted model, not a curated record.
CCUUAAACUCCGCUUUUGUCAGGGUUAAAUGUUUGCCCAGGAUAAGAAGGUUUCUCCAUCUCCUUGGGUCCUUUUCUAAAGUUCUCAGAAACCAGAUCCUAGGAAGCCUGAAGGAAGCUUCCUAUGUGUAGCAGGAGAACGUGUCCAGAAGACUUCGGUAAAAAUGCUUCUCUAUAUAUUACUCUUUCUUGGCAUCAUCUCUCUGUGGUGGCACUGGAGGGCAAGAGACAGGAUGAAGGUUGAAAAUCUCACUGGAAAAUACAUAUUCAUCACUGGAUGUGACACAGGAUUUGGAAAUAUGGCAGCAAAGGUUUUUGAUAAAAAGGGAUUCCGUGUUUUUGCCAGUUGUCUGACUGAAGCAGGAGCCAAAGAGCUAAAAGCUGUGACCUCGAAGCAGCUUCAGACAGUGCUGCUAGAUGUAAGAGAUUCAGACAGUGUUAAGAAAGUGGCUGCAUGGGUCAAAGCUGAAGUUCAGUCAGAAGGUCUCUGGGGACUUGUCAAUAAUGCUGGGAUUAUGGGGCCAUCAGCUCCUACAGACUGGUUGGAUAUUGAGCACUUCAGAGAACCAAUUGAAGUUAACUUAAUCGGACUCAUAAAUGUUACAAUAAAUAUGCUUCCCUUGAUAAAAAAAGCAAAAGGAAGGAUAGUAAAUGUAUCCAGUGUUGGAGGCCGCCUAGCAUUCAGUGGUGGAGGCUAUUUUGCUUCAAAGUUUGGGGUAGAAGGAUUUAAUGACAGCUUAAGGAGAGAUAUGAAAGCUUUCGGAGUUAAGGUUUGUUGCAUUCAACCUGGACUGUUCAAAACAGCAUUAUCCGAUCCAGCAAGGGUUUUGAAAGAGAAGGAGGAUAUUUGGAAUAAGCUUCCCCCUGAUAUUAAAAAGCAAUAUGGAGAAGAGUAUUUUCAGAAAGAUGCAGCAAAGAAGGAAAAGCUGUCCAAGAUCUGUCUUAACAAGGACAUUUCACCAGUUGUUCAGUGCAUGGAACAUGCCUUAACAAGCCUCCACCCACGUGCCCAUUACGUUGUCGGGCAGGAUGCUAAGUUGUUUUGGAGUCCCCUCUCAAGAAUGCCAGCAGUUAUACAAGACUUCCUACUGCUACGGAACAGAGUAGAGCUUGCGUUUUCCCAUGCAAAGUAAAUAUUUGCUAAUAUAUCCCCCAUCACAGACAAGGCUGAUUCUAUAAGAUCUGCCCUUUAUACAUGAUACAAACAAUGCAUGAAAUAUACACACAUUCCCUAGAAAUGUAAUUAAUACAUCUAUUUGUCCAAUACCUGCUACUAUUAAAAAAUCCACUACAUUAUUUCAUUUUCCUUUAAGGUGCUCAGUUUGAGAACCCUUGAAGGCUUCACUUUUCACAAAGAUCCAUAAGACAAAAGUAUCCCAGGAAAAUAGGGAAGAUUCUGGCUUUAAGUCCCCAGCAGGAAGAGUUUGGUCAUGUCAGGCAGAGGAGGCAAUGGAAACAGGGCCUUCCUCUGAGAGAAGUGAACUCUUGCAAUGUAAACUAGGAAGAAAGGCAGAAAAUCCUCUUCCUGAUGCUGCUUUCUUUAGCAGUCAUCCCCAUUCAGUUUUGAGGCCAAGAAAACUGUGGUUGCCUUUCCUUCAUAGUCCUAACUGGAGAGAGAGCAAAAUAAAGUGCCUGAGUCAUUGAGCUGGUUGGGAUUCAUACACCUUCCUACUCACAGGACCUUGCAAGGCUUAGGUGAGGCAUUUUCCUGGUCAGCAUGCUAAAUCUUGAGGAUCUCUAAAGUUCAGCUCUACCCACCUGUUGUAAAGGAUCCAUAGCUACAAACGUAGACUGUGGAUCCAAUUACAGGGGCCCAAUACCCGCAGUUAAAGUAGUGAAGAGCUAAGGGGGCUUUUUAUUAAAAAAAAAAAAAAAAAAAAAAAAAAAAAGCUGAGCUUGCAAGACUUCAAGUCUGGGAGCUAUUUCUUGGCAUAAAAAUAAUAGCCCUGUGUUUUGUGAGAUGCUGAGUAAUUCCUGUGGAGAGGCGCUGCUCUUGUUCAAUUCCUGACACAAGUGCCUGUUAAGACCCAGCUCCACUGGAAUUAAUCAUGGCAAAGUGGUUGAGAACUGCAGAGACCCCACGUUGAGUCUGUAACUACACAUUGCUCAGGAAGCCAUUUCCCACUGCCAUGGAAACUAUUCAGUAAUGAAGCAAAUGCUUUCCUCAUGCUGGUGAAUUUGCUAUGACAUGAUCGAGCUACAGAGCAAGUUACCCAGUGGCUAUCCAAAUAGUGCUGGGUUUCAGUUUAGUUUCUAUGGAGCUUGCAAAACAUCAAUUCUACUUUUCUCAGUGCAGCUUAUGCUUAGGCUUUAGUGGGAUCAUUUGAUUUAUAUCUCAGUUAUCUGAAUAAGCAUCAUGGUUUAAUCCCAGCUGGCAAUUAAGCA